Gigantopelta aegis is the source of this 3035-nucleotide messenger RNA. Its product is annotated as sex peptide receptor-like. Gene Ontology annotation, molecular function: G protein-coupled peptide receptor activity. Gene Ontology annotation, biological process: G protein-coupled receptor signaling pathway. Gene Ontology annotation, cellular component: membrane. Lineage: Eukaryota; Metazoa; Mollusca; Gastropoda; Neomphalida; Peltospiridae. The transcript has 2 exons. The record is from RefSeq and is a predicted model, not a curated record. Bases 955 to 2166 code for a protein of 403 amino acids.
CAGACAUACGAACUACGAGAGGUACGAAAGUAUAUAAAUAAUGCAUGUUUCCUGCAACAGAGGCAGCAAGCAAUCUUGGCUUAUGUAUAAGAGACUGAUUCUCAACUGCCAACUGACAGCUGCCAGUGAAGUGAGGAAGUGGGUAAGUCUCCCGGCUGUAAUUGGACGUAACCAGAGGCCCCAGGAGACUCCACCCACCGCCACAAGCCACAAGCAGUCGUACAGGGAUAUAUUUUCACAAUCCGAGGUAGACCAUCAUCACUGUGCUCCAGUCAGAUGAUCCUGCCACACCAGCAGUCUUAUACCCGGACUGGCAGUUACAUGCAGCUAGCAGCAAUUUAUCCAAUUACCUCCACAAUUGCAAAUUGUUCCAGCACCCAUCAGCUGACAGAACCAGCGGUGGGGCAUUCAUACAGCUGUUGACAGCGAAUGCACGGCAGGUGCAGUUAAUUGUUAUUCUCUCCUGACACCUCACUGUGAGGACAGAUGUCAAGAAGGAGCUGUAAAAAGUGAUUUUUAAAAAUCAAACUGGCAACCCAAUUCCGUUACUUGUGAGAUAUAUAUAUAUGUGUGUGUGUACGAUGCAGUGCAGAUUUCCAUUCACUGAAGAAAAAAGAAUUUUGAGAAAUCAACCAAACGUUGUUGUUAUCGUACCAACCUGCUGAACUAAAUACGAAUGACAUUAUAAAACCAGGUGAUCUUACGACAAUAGAUCUGGGAUAGAUUCAUAUUUCAUAUUCAGUGGAAUUCAGCAAAAAAAAAAAAAAAAUACUUUGGAAAUUGUUACACAUACUAAAAAAAAAAACUUUGGUCAUAUUUGUCACAAAUGUUUUGAAAAAGAACAAUUCCAAAAAUCAGUACUUUGGGAAAAUAAUAUUUUUGAAAUUCUUCGAAAGAAACUUGAUAAAAAACACAAAAAACAAUCAAAUUCAGAAAAAUCCAACAAUUCUGACAAUGAACAACAUAACCGAAACUGCGCAGCAAGUCAUUUCGUCCGACGGAAUGGCACAGGUGCUGACAACAUUAAUACCUCUGCUGGGUACACAGGCCGCCAACACCACGGUUGCCAUGACGACAGGGCGCGUCCGGCCAUCGGUGCCGCCUGAGUACCUGCUCCAGGUGAUAUUCGUGUGUGACCAGGUUCUCACCCCGCUGGUCGUGUGUUUCGGCAUCAUCGGCAACAUCUUCAGCAUCGUCGUGUUGACGCGCAAGGAGAUGUCGUCACCCACCAACUGCUUCCUCAAGGCGCUGGCUGCGUCAGACGUGAUGCUGCUCGUCGUGCAGAUUCCCCACUUCCUGUCCUACAACCACCGCCUCAACGACACACACUCCUUCAAGAUCUUCUAUAGAUACUACACCAUCUUCAGAUAUUUUGCCAACAACACCUUCAUCACUUGUACGUGCUGGAUAACGGUCGCCGUGACGAUCGAGCGCUUCAUCUCGCUGCGGUUCAUGAUGAACUCGAGGAUGGUGUGUACGAUCCGCCGGGCCCGGCGUGCGAUCCUGGCCAUCUUCCUCAUGUCCUUCGUGUUCCACUUCUCCAAGUUCUUUGAGUACGAGCCCAACCUCAACCUGCGACAGCCUUUCCCCGUGGUGGGCACGGCCCUGGUGCACUCCACGGCCUAUGAGACGUAUGUGCAUAUCGCCAACAUCACGCUGGCGGCCAUCAUCCCCGUCUUCGUGCUCAUCGUCGUCAACAGCUUCCUCAUCUUCUUCCUCACCACCCACCGCCGCCGCAUGCUCAAGCACAAGACACCCGGGUCAGGGUCAACGUCGCAGGUCGACAUGAUGCACAUCAGUUUCAUCGUCGUCUCCAUGGUGCUCGUCUUCAUCAUCUGCCACUCCGUCGGGGUCUUCCUCGCCCUCAACAUUGCCGUCCACGGCCGGUACAAGAUCUUCGCCAAUCCCCUCUUUGUCAGCAUGAAGCAUGUCAAUGGUCUGCUGGUGUUCGUCAACUCCAGCAUCAACUUCCUGCUGUACUGCGCCAUCAGCAGGAAGUUCCGCACAACGUUUGCGUCAAUUUUUUUAGGUCGACUCAGCAAGAAGAUGUCGUGGCCGCUCCAGACGUCCACCAACGAGCAGAGCAUGCUGAGCAAGGCCAACGUGACGACGCUGUACACGUCGCAGAUAUCCACAACUAGUUCAAAGGGAGUGGAUGAUCUGUAGUCAUCACAACACUGUCACAACUAAAGACGAUUUAAGCAUUGGACAACUGCUGUAUAAUUGCAGAUAUCCACAACAAGUUCUUAGGGAGUCGAUCAUCUGUAAUUAUUACAGCCCUGUCAGAACCAAUGACGAUUUAAGCAUUGGACAACUGCUGUAUAAUUGCAGAUAUCCACAACAAGUUCUUAGGGAGUCGAUCAUCAGUAAUUAUUACAGCACUGUCAGAACCAAUGACGAUUUAAGCACUGGACAACUGCUGUAUAAUUGCAGAUGUCCACAGCAAGUUCUUAUGGAGUUGAUCAUCUGUAAUUAUCACAACACUGUCAGAACCAAAGACAAUUUAAACACUGGACAGCUGCUGUGUAAUUGCAAAUAUCCACAACUAGUUCUAAGGGAGCUGAUGAUGAUAUAUAAAUUUUAAUCACCAAAAAAUAUUAUGAAAUUUAAAAAUGAGAUAUCCACUAAAUCGUUGUGGAGGAAAACCUAACCACGUGUAUGAAAUGACACCAGAAAGACCAACAAGCUCGAGAUAAUAGAUGAUGGUUAGAGAUGAACAUAAAAGUUGUGGAGGGAAAACAAUUUCCUAGAACAAUAUCUCAACACCAAGAUAUCCUGGGCUCUUGAAGUCAGGAUAAUGAUGUUUCAAAGUACAUGGACUUAAAGACAAAUGCUGGUGUGUACAUAAAAGUUUAAAAUGAACUCACAAAUUCAAAGGGUUUAUUUAUUAAAUGUAAUUGUGUAUGAUGGUAUGACUUGAAAUGGCAAGGUGUUGUCACAAUCAAAGCACAAACUACUGUGGACAGAUAUAUAGACACUGUAAAUACACCUAUAGUCAAACUUGUUUAUAAAGGUCAUCCAUGUAACCUACAAAA